Cloeon dipterum is the source of this 3813-nucleotide messenger RNA. Its product is annotated as cohesin subunit SA-2-like. The transcript is spliced from 17 exons. Gene Ontology annotation, biological process: sister chromatid cohesion. The record is from RefSeq and is a predicted model, not a curated record. Bases 162 to 3689 code for a protein of 1175 amino acids. Lineage: Eukaryota; Metazoa; Arthropoda; Insecta; Ephemeroptera; Baetidae. Gene Ontology annotation, cellular component: cohesin complex; nucleus; chromatin. Gene Ontology annotation, molecular function: chromatin binding.
CUAUCUAUAGUUGACAAUUGAACACACAGAGGGCGGAUAGUGCUUAUUUUCGGCGUCCCUUUUGUGUACAUCAGUUUGCCCGCAAAAGUGGACGGAUUUGAGGAACCCUCACUACCCUCAGUGGAUUUUUUUAGGUGUCUGCUUUAUCUUAGAGAGAUAAAAUGCAGCGCCGAGGCGGCAAAAGGAUCCGGAUGGAUGAUCCACCACCGGAAUAUGAAAACCCUAUGACACCGAUGACCCCGAUGGACGUGUCGGCCAGCGACAUGCACGAGUCCUACAACGCCUACCAGGCCUACACACCGCAGCCUCCCACACCUAUGUCCCAUGGGUCAGACACAGUUUACGGAGGUGGCGAUUCAUCGCAGUUUGACACGAGCAGCCAGCUGCAGCAGAGCUACAAUCAACCCUCCACCUCGUUCGCGCAGCCAAUGCAGAGUUUUUCCACAUAUGAGCAGCCACAGCACCAAUUUGAGCAGCCGCAAGCAGCUUCUCCGACAAUCCCGAAGUCCACGAGGGGCCGUGGCCGUCCAAGAGGCACAUACAAUCGCGGCGGUGGAGCAGGCAGAGGUUCUACCACCAGCACUCCUGGCAGGAAGCCAGGGCGCAGACCUGCGAACGAGUCGGGCUUGGAUGAUGAGAACAGCCUAUACUCCAUCAUCAAGAGCGGACGGCUGUCACUGCAGCAGGUCGUGGAUGACUGGAUUGAGCGGUACAAGACGGAGAGGGGGUCAGCAUUGCUCUCUCUAAUGCAGUUUUUCAUCAAUGCGUCCGGCUGCAAGGGCAAAAUCACUGAAGAAAUGCAGGAGGAGAUGGAACACGCGAAGGUCAUCAGGAAAAUGACUGAAGAGUUUGAUGAGGAAAGCGGAGAAUACCCUCUCACCAUGACUGGCCAGCAGUGGAAAAAAUUCAAAGCGAAUUUUUGCGAGUUCGUGCAGCUUUUGGUGAAGCAGUGCCAGUACUCGAUCAUUUACGAUCAAUACCUUAUGGACAACGUAAUCUCCCUCCUCACAGGCUUGUCUGACUCUCAGGUCCGAGCUUUCCGUCACACAGCCACUCUAGCUGCCAUGAAGCUGAUGACUGCCUUGGUUGACGUCGCCUUGACCGUCUCCGUGAAUUUGGACAACACCCAACGACAGUAUGAGGCUGAAAGACAGAAGGGCAGGGACAAGAGGGCCAGCGACAGGCUGGAGACGCUGAUGACCAAGAGACAGGAGCUGGAGGAGAACAUGGAUGAAAUAAAGAACAUGCUCACCUACAUGUUCAAGUCUGUCUUUGUGCACAGAUACAGGGACACCUUACCUGAAAUCAGAGCCAUUUGCAUGGCCGAGAUUGGCAUUUGGAUGAAGAAGUUCCACAACAACUUUUUGGACGACUCUUACUUGAAGUACAUAGGUUGGACCCUGCAUGAUAAGUGUGGAGAAGUUCGCCUCAAGUGUUUGCAGGCUCUGCAACCACUCUAUGCUUCUGAUGAGCUGAAAGGAAAGCUGGAACUUUUUACCAGCAAAUUUAAGGACAGGAUCGUGGCUAUGACUUUGGACAAGGAAUACGACGUGGCAGUUCAAGCUGUCCGGCUGGUCAUCAGCAUUUUAAAACACCACCGAGACAUCCUCUCAGACAAAGACUGCGAACACGUGUACGAGUUGGUGUACUCUUCGCAUCGCGCCGUGGCUCAAGCGGCCGGGGAGUUCUUGAACGAGCGCCUCUUUGUGCCUGACGAGGACACGCAGACCGGUCAGCGCACCAGGAGGGGUAAGCGGCGCCUCCCCACCACGCCGCUCAUCAGAGAUUUGGUCCAGUUCUUCAUUGAAUCUGAGUUGCACGAGCAUGGGGCCUACCUGGUCGACUCGCUCAUUGAGUCCAACGAAAUGAUGAAGGACUGGGAGUGCAUGACUGAUCUGCUGCUUGAGGAGCCCGGCGCUGAGGAGGAGCCGUUGGACGACAGGCAGGAGACGAGUCUGAUUGAAAUCAUGACCUGCUGCAUCAGACAAGCUGCGACUGGUGAGCCUCCAGUUGGCAGAGGACCUACAAGAAAGAUUCUGUCCGCCAAAGAAAUCAAGCAAGUCAAUGACGACCGAGCCAAGCUGACUGAGCAUUUCAUCCCCACCCUGCCCCUCCUGUUAGCCAAAUACAGCGCCGACCCGGACAAAAUCAACAACCUCAUGAGCAUUCCUCAGUACUUUGACUUGGACGUCUAUGUUUCGUCUCGGCAGGAAAAGAGUUUGGACUCCUUGUUGAGGAUCAUCCAAGAUUUGGUGGAGAGGCACACAGAUACUGAGGUACUUGAAUCCUGUGCUAAAACUCUUGAAACUUUGUGCUGCGAAAACCUGGCAAUUUACACUCGCUGCGACGUCGCCAGAAGCACUUUAAUCGACAUGAUCGUCAACAAGUUCAAGGAGUCUCUUGAUGAGUACAACUCACUCAUUGAAGGGGACGAGGAGCCCGACGAGGAUGAAACCUUCAGCUUGGUUCAUAGUUUGAAGAAAGUUUCGAUCUUCUAUGCAUGCCACAACAUGGGUGCUUGGCGCAUUUAUGAGCUGCUCUAUGAGUGCAUUCAAAAGGCUAAAGAUGGGAACAAGAUGUACCCUGAUGAGGCUGUCAAGUACUGCAUGUCUGCCGCAUUCUUCUCCAUCCUGUGGGGUCUGCGCCAGUUGGAGGACAUGCUGGAGCGCGGCUCAACCACUGCCACGAACACAACAGUGGCGCAAGAAGUGGAGACACUGAAGAGUCGCAACAACCAGUUCAUGGACACGAUGAAGGAAAUGCUGCUGAUGUCGCCUGUACAACUGUUCAAGGAGGAGGCUUACAUCACCAUCUGCGACUUCCUCAUCCUCUUCUGCAGCCAGCUCGGCAGCAAUCCAACCCUGGUGCCUUUGGUCUAUGAACCGGACAGGUCGCUCCAGCAAAUGCUCAAUGACUUCAUCCAGAGCUAUGUGUUCAUUGACGAGGAAAUAGAUCCUGACGAGCACACAAAAAUUGAGGAACUGCACAAGCGGCGCAACUUUUUGGCCUCUUUCUGCAAACUGGUAGUGUACAAUGUAAUGCCUACCCAAGUCGCAGCGGACGUAUUCAAACACUAUGUCAGGUACUACAAUGACUAUGGCGACAUCAUCAAGUCAACUCUCGGCAAGGCGAGGGAGAUCAACAAAGUCAACUGCGCCCGCACAAUGGCUGCCUCCCUCACCAUGCUCUUCAGGGACAUUCAUAGAGAGGGCGUCCGUAUCAACCGCCAAGGAGAAGAAUUCAUCAGUCUUAAGGAACUGGCGAAACGCUUUGCUCUAUCGUUUGGCCUUGAUGCCGUGCGCAAUAGAGAAGCAAUCACUGCGCUCCACAGGGAAGGCAUCUUGUUUGCAGUGAACCCGCUGGAGAACGCCAUGGAUCCGACGGGCCCACCGCCAAAUCUGCCAUUCUUAGAGAUUCUGACUGAGUUCACCAACAAACUGCUAAAACAAGACAAGCGUGUUGUGCUGAAUUACUUGGAUCGGAGGAUCACAGCUGGUAUGCCCUCCAGCAGGGGAGAAGACUGGCAGCCUCUGUUGAUGUACCGCAACAGUUUGGUGCAUGGAGAAACUGACCUACCGCCGCAGACCUCAAAGAGGGCUUAUGGCAGGAAGAGGAAAGAUGCUGUUGCAGCUGAUGAUGAAGGUGACGAUGAUGGAGAUGAAAAUGACCCAGAUUAUCCCCAGUACUAAUUUUACACCAUAGACUCACCCGUCAUCUUCAUAAAUUGAUUAUUUCAAAUAUUUCUUGUAAUGUUUCAUGUUCAUAUCUCUUUUCUAGUGAAUAAAUCUGUGUAUAACUGUCAAAAUAUAAUAA